AUGGGCUUAAACGGCCCGACUGACACGGCAGCGCGCGACGUGUGCCGAUUGCUGAAUGCCGAUGUUAUCAUGUUGACGCGAGGUGGUCCUACUGAUCCAAUCAACCUGACCAUUGCAUCUGGAGUAACAGUCGCGGACGUUUGCAAGACAACGUACGAGGAGAUAAAGAAAGACAAAAAGCACCGAUAUGUGAUUUUCUACAUCAAAGACGAAAGACAGAUAGAUGUCGAAGUCAUCGGACCUCGCGACGCGGCUUACGACGCUUUCCUUGAGGAUUUACAGAAGGGCGGUAGCGGAGAAUGCCGUUAUGGCCUGUUUGACUUUGAAUAUACCCAUCAAUGUCAGGGUACUUCCGAGGCAUCCAAGAAACAGAAAUUGUUCCUGAUGUCGUGGUGUCCCGACACGGCCAAGGUUAAGAAGAAGAUGUUGUACUCGAGUUCCUUCGAUGCUUUGAAAAAGUCGCUGGUUGGUGUGCAAAAGUAUAUACAGGCGACAGACUUGUCGGAGGCAUCCGAGGAGGCUGUCGAGGAGAAACUUCGAGCUACCGACAGGAAUUAGGAGUAUUCCAGCAAAACCCAAAACCACUAUUACGAGAUAAGAAAAAAGAAAAUCAA
This is a messenger RNA of Trachymyrmex cornetzi, 614 nucleotides long. RefSeq names its product Cofilin/actin-depolymerizing factor homolog tsr (gene tsr). Gene Ontology annotation, molecular function: actin binding. Bases 1 to 558 code for a protein of 185 amino acids. The record is from RefSeq and is a predicted model, not a curated record. The transcript is spliced from 3 exons. NCBI's taxonomy places the organism in Eukaryota, Metazoa, Arthropoda, Insecta, Hymenoptera, Formicidae. Gene Ontology annotation, cellular component: actin cytoskeleton. Gene Ontology annotation, biological process: actin filament depolymerization.